AGCGAUUCCAACAUAUUCCGCGAAUUUCCACAAAAAAAAACAGAGAAAAAGAAUUCCUCUUUGGUUCGUCCAAAGCUCCAAACAGCAAUGGCGGAUCCCGAUCACCACCAGUGCGACGAGGAAGAGUUCUUCUCCGUGUGGGCGAUCCCUCCCGAUGAUCUCCGCAACAAGCUCAAGACCCUCAUGACCACCCUCCGCUCUGAGUUUGGCGGUGCCGAGUUCGAACCCCACGUCACUGUCGUGCGGGCACUCCGACUCCGCGCCGCUGACGCCCUUCGCCGCCUCCACUCCGCCGUCUCCUCCCUCAACUACUAUUCCGCCCGCGUCUCCUCUAUCUCUCGUGGCUCGUGCGUCUCUCUCCUCCUUGACCCCACUCCGGAGGUUGUGAAUGCGAGCUGCCACUGCCGCGCCCAUUUUGGAUACUCGAACUCCACUCCUUAUAUGCCGCAUCUGAGCCUGCUCUAUGGGGAUUUGACGGAAGAGGCGAAGGAGAAGGCGAGGGCGAGGGCUGAGGAGCUUGCCGAGGGGAUAGUUGGUACAACGUUUGAUAUUUCAAAGAUUGCUCUUUUUAAAACGGAUCCUCAGGACACGAGCUUAUGGGAAAAGGUUGCAGUGUGUGAACUGCUGAAAGAUAAGUGAUUUAUUUCGCUUGGACUAGUUAAUGAGAUGUGGUUGUUUGAUGACGCAUGUUCCUUAUUGGGUAACAUGUGGUCUGAUAUCCACCGCUAACCUUUUGGUUUUUGGUGUGGUGUUUGUGAUUGAUAGUGGUGAAAUUGUGAGAAUAUGUACUGUUUGUUAUGAUUCUCUGUUAUUAAUGUUUUGCUUAUAUUGUAGCUCGUAUUCCUGAUCAAGUUCUUUUGUCUGAAAGUGGAGCACUAUGGUUUCUACUGAUGCAUUGCCAAACUUGUGUUCUUCAAGAUUGAUAGAAAUUGCAAGAUGUUGCGUUGUUUAUUGAGAUGCUCUGGUAGCAUUUAUGUUUUUGUUUGACUUUCUUGGCAACCAUAUUGAGCUCUCUUGUGUGGAAGUGUAAGACAUUGGCUUCUAAUAAUGUGCUGUUGUUAAA
Dioscorea cayenensis subsp. rotundata (Guinea yam) is the source of this 1063-nucleotide messenger RNA. RefSeq names its product cyclic phosphodiesterase-like. Lineage: Eukaryota; Viridiplantae; Streptophyta; Magnoliopsida; Dioscoreales; Dioscoreaceae. The transcript is spliced from 3 exons. The record is from RefSeq and is a predicted model, not a curated record. The coding region runs from base 88 to 639 and encodes 183 amino acids. Gene Ontology annotation, biological process: cyclic nucleotide metabolic process. Gene Ontology annotation, molecular function: 2',3'-cyclic-nucleotide 3'-phosphodiesterase activity.